Labrus mixtus (cuckoo wrasse) is the source of this 3559-nucleotide messenger RNA. Its product is annotated as epidermal retinol dehydrogenase 2-like. Lineage: Eukaryota; Metazoa; Chordata; Actinopteri; Labriformes; Labridae. Gene Ontology annotation, cellular component: lipid droplet. The transcript has 7 exons. The coding region runs from base 172 to 1095 and encodes 307 amino acids. The record is from RefSeq and is a predicted model, not a curated record. Gene Ontology annotation, molecular function: oxidoreductase activity, acting on the CH-OH group of donors, NAD or NADP as acceptor.
UAACAGCUCACUUUGUUAUCUUGUGUAGUUUUAUCAGGCCGUGGUAUCGUAACGAUAGCCCGGGUACAGAGCAAAGGUCUCGGUCAGAGCAGUCUAUGGUCAGAGCUGACACACAGACUCGCUGUUAGAUUCACGGUCAUCCGAAAAGUCAGCUCCGCUACUUGAUCCAUCAUGAACUUCAUCCUGGAAACCCUCCAGGUCCUCCUGCUGUCUCUCUGGUACAACAUCGAGUCCUUCAUCUACUUCUUUUUGCCCAUGAAGAAGAAGAACGUGACAGGGGAGGUGGUGCUGAUCACGGGGUCGGGCAGCGGGAUCGGGCGGCUCAUGGCUCAGGAGUUUGCUGCGUUGGGGACGGUGCUGGUGCUCUGGGACAUCAACCAGGACGGCAUGAAGGAGACGGCCCGGCUGGCUAAAGAGAGCGGAGCCAGCAGGGUCCAUUAUUACGUGUGUGACUGCAGCGACAAGACCGAGGUGUACAGGGUGGCCGACCAGGUGAAGAGAGAGGUCGGGGACGUCAGCAUCCUGGUGAACAACGCCGGCAUCGUGACCGGGAAGAAGUUCAUGGACGCGCCGGACUCUCUGAUCGAGAAGACGAUGGAGGUUAACACCAUGGCUCACUUCUGGAUGUUCAAAGCUUUCCUUCCCGCCAUGAUCGCCAACAACCACGGUCAUCUGGUCAGUAUCGCCAGUUCAGCAGGACUGAUCGGAGUCAACGGACUGGCAGAUUACUGUGCCAGUAAGUUUGCAGCCGUGGGUUUCGCUGAGUCGGUGGGUCUGGAGAUGUUGGCGUUGGGGAAAGACGGCGUGAAGACGACCAUCGUUUGUCCGUACUUCAUCAACACAGGGAUGUUUGACGGAUGUCAGACCAAGUGGCCGACUCUGCUGCCCAUCCUGGAUCCAAAGUAUGUCGCCAAGAAGAUCAUCCACGCCGUGCUCACAGACCAGGUGUUCCUGCUGAUGCCCAGGAGCAUGUACCUGAUCACAGCCCUCAAGAACAUCCUGCCCAUGAAGCAGGGCAUCCUGCUCGGUCAGUACCUGGGAGCCUUCAGCCUCAUGGACACGUUCAAAGGACACUCCAGAGGAAAACAGGAGUGAAGGAUGGCUGAAAAGAAACCACAUGUACAGGGUCUUAUUUCUAAAUCUCCAGAAUGAAUUAGUCCAAUAACUCAGAGUAGGACCAAAGUUGUAGCAAAGAAUCUGACUUCAAUUUCCAGACGUGAUGUCCCCCACAUUUCAAUGGGUCAUACUUGAAUUAAAUAACUAAUGAAUGCCAGUCAGUCUCCAUAUCUGACAUAUAAAUCCAUGUUUUUAUAAAUUAAUAUUCUAAAUGAUAACGUUGGAAAGAAGCAUUAUCUUGAGUUCAAAUGUUAUCUUGUUUUUAACAUUUUCCAAAAAGAAGAAACAAAUACGGUUUAUGCUGCCGUGUAUGUAGAUGCUGAGGCAGUACCGUUAAUGUUUUAGUGGUAGUGUCAUAAAUGUAAAAAAAAGUGCUCAUAAGAACCUCUUAAACUCUCACAGCCUGAGUGCCUACUGCUGCUCUCUGAGGAGCAGCGCUGAUGAUGUAACGAUGUGUCAUCAGUCCCAGACAAACAGCUGCGUCAACCACUCACCUGUACGGAAAAACAAAAGACAAAGCUCAAAUGUAAUGUUUUCCUUAUACUCACUUAUAUAAUAUGGUAUAUUCGUCAUUUAACGGUUAAUCCAAAUGCUACAUUGUUAUAAUGGUGAGGCUUAAGCCCGAGUAUACUUGCUUUUAACUAUGCAAACACUCAGCCUUGCUUGCAGUGGUUUGGAGCGUUGGUUGUGCACAUCCUCAGAAAUUAACCCUAUGCAUUCACAAGAUGCAAUAUGCAUUUAACCACUAGGAGGAGCUUAGAGUUGUAUGGUGAUGAGACUGGAAACAAACAUCAGACACACCAGAGAGACGCUACAACAAUGGCCGAAAGUUUUGAAGAAAAGUAAGUCUGCAACUACCCGCACUAUGAUGUCUCAUUGCUGUUGCAUAGCAACAAACAUGCGUGCCAUUGGCGAAAGCUCAUCUCUACUUCAGUGUUUUACGACGUCUGAUUGAUAUGGUACUCCCUCUAGAGGAAUCCUCCAGUAAGACACGCUGUACAACAUUAACGUUCACGACGCAGCAGGUUGUCCAAUGGUACGCCUGGUUCAAAAGCAAGUAUAUUUGAGCCUUUAGUUGUAAUUUCAUACCAACAUUGUGCUGGUAUUAAAGGCCAUUUCAAGGUUUUAUAUUCACAUAUUUUAGGACUAUUAGAAACAUGUAAAAAAAAAGUUGAUCUGUUCAUCCUGCAGCAGUGAAACAGAGGCUGUAAUGUCUGCAACAUAAUCCUUUAUGGAUCAAAGUGUGAUCUCUAAAAGUUGUUGUAAUUGUCACUGACUGACCUUUUUCUUAAAGAUUUUUUUAACCACAAACAGCUGCUAUAUUUCUCUCUACAGACACACCCGACUACAAUGAAAAAAAAAAGAGUUGUAACUCACAAGAGAGGAGUUUCUGCUCCUACUCUGCCUGGCUCAUUUAGAUUUUUUAAUCUCAUGUGCACAGAUAAUGUUUGAAUCAACCAAUUAAAACAGUAAAGCAACAAAUUAACAAAACCAAUCACAGUAGAGCAGCAAAGGGUGAUGCUGAAAGGUACAAGUACUGGAGCAACAUAACAGCUGUUUGUUGUUUCAAAACAAAUGACUUUUAUACCCACUAAUAUGUAAAAAAUAUUCCUGUAUUAUGAUGCAUUAUGUCUUUUGUCAAUGUAGCCAAUAUAAUCACUUAGGUGUGAUUUUAAAGCACAGUUUUUAGAGCUCAGUUGUUAGUCUGGUCCAGUGUUUUACGUUUCACUUUAUUUCACAUUAAGUACUAAGUGCCAGGGCCGAGCGCUCACACUCAGGGACAGUAAAGCACACUCAAGGGUUUAAAUUUUAAAUCUUACCUUGUUGAGCAGCUGGUUUAUAACAGGUUCUAUUUCAUUAUGUUCAUCAGGCAGACACAACAAUGUUUGUUUCCUGUGGCUGAAAAGUCAAUUCACAACUACUCUGAAGAAGUGUGGUCACAAUACCAACGUUUAAAACUUCGAUAUGAUUCUAGUAAAAGUUAAACAACAUUGAUACCUGCAUGUACGGUGGCCCUGAAGAGCAACAAAAAUAAAAUCACUGAACUGCAAUAACCAUGUCACAGAACGCACACAUAUUUCAUGAAAUAUAAAAACAUCUGAAGAAAAUCUCACAAUAUGUUGAAAGUGUUGACCACCCGUAUCUGAAGUAAAUCUAAAUGAAGUGAUGUUCAUAUAUUUAGCUGAAUGUAUUCAUUGUAUUUGAAAUGUUAAAGGUCCUAACAUUACAAUUAUUAAGCACUUAAAACAUUUACUAACAUGUACCAGUCUGAGUCAUUUCAAUAACUAUUCUCAUCAUGUUCCUGUGAACAUAUGUAGCAGUUUUUUAAUCAUCUGUAAUGUGUCUUAUAUAAUUCAUAACUGAUUGUUAUCCUAUUCUUGUACGUGAGUGUUCACCUGUUGCCUCAAACAUGUCCACUCAUAAAGAAAGUUGUAGAAAUGAG